UUUUUUUAAUCUGUGGUCUCACAACUUCCUGUAGACUUCCUGGUCAACCAAUGUCUAUGUGUAAAUCGAUUGAAAUGGCUAAUAUAAGCAUAUUUCUAAGAUUUCGGAUAGUUUUUCUUAUUUUGUCAGAUGGCAAACUGUGAAAGCAGGAGGGCAUCUCUAUUGACCGUCCAAGCCGAUUGCUGUACUUUGUAAAAAAUUAUGGAUAAUCGUUGUUAUUGUUGUGCAUCGAAGUUCACUCUCUUCAGGAAAGAGUUGGGCUGUAAAAACUGCGGCCAUUCCUUUUGUUCCAGUUGUCUGACUUUCAAUGUAGUGGUGCCUCAAUGUGGUAACACCCAGCAGAAGGUCUGCAAGCAAUGUCAUGGGAAUCUCACAAGUGGAGAAAACCAAAACAAUGCAGCUAGAUGGUCUCCUCCAGAAAACUACAAAAAGCGUAUUGCUGCUCUUGAGGCCAAACAAGGACAACCAACACCCCCUGGACCAGGAGGCAGCAGAAAUACCAAACAAGGUCUCAUUCCAACCCGAGGUCUGAGUAAAGAGGACUUGGCCAUUGCAGAGAGGCUGCAAAAACUAAAAGAGGACACCAAACCAAAGUCCAUCCCAUCUGAAAAAGAGAUUGAAUCCCGCUUGGCUGCACUCAAGGCUCCCAUCCAGGAUGUGCCCUCUGCAAGGGAAAUGGAGGAGCGCCUGGCAGCCUUGCAGGGAAGAAAACCUCCGUGCCACGCCUCGGUACCUGUGCACCAGCCCCCUGAUGUUCGGACCCAAACCGAACAAGCCAACGAUCUGAUCACUCAACUGUCGGAGGAAGUUGCUAUAGACACCCAACAACCAACUCCAGAGGGUGUGGAUGGCCCAUUGAACGACUUGAACAAGCAGGAGGGGGACAGGCUGGAAGAUAACCUGGAGAAUGGCCUGCAUGACGUAGCCAGGCAGUUGGAGCACCAAAAAAGCUGUCUGCUGGCCGAAGCCAUGGAUGAGCUGAGGAAGGACCGCUGCUCCCAAGAACAGAUCCUACAGAUGGCCAAGAGGCUGGCUCAGCUCAAGGGACAGGAUCCUGACAAGGUCACUAUGGAAGACUUCCAACACCCUGACAGUGAGGAUGAGACUGAUGAAGAGGCCAUUACAAGGAUAAUGAAAAAGUUCACCGAAGAAGCAGCAUUGGAUGAGGCCAGUGGCUACAACAUACCUCCGGAGCACAGGGGCCCUAGGAACAUAGAAAAGACGGCCUCUCACAAGAAACCCACACCAGCUCCUUCAACGUGGCAGAGGGCCCCGGCGGCUGUCCUCACCAGUCAGGCUCCAGACAGUGAUGAGGAUGAGCUUCCCUGGUGUUGCAUCUGUAAUGGGGACGCCUCCAUCCGCUGUCACACUUGUGAUGGGGAUCUGUUCUGCAAGCGCUGCUUCAGGGAGGGCCAUGAUGAGUAUGACAGGAAAGAGCACCAAACAGCGAAUUACAAGGCACCCAAGAAAACCACAAAGAAGAAGUGAUACUGCACGCUGACCUGGAACCACUUAUACCCCUGACAGACGUGUACUGUACCUUUAAGAGUAGAACAUUUUUGUGGUAUUCUGCAGGAAGGCUAAGCAAAGGCUGGUCCAGACACUACUACCUAUCUUACAAAUGUAUCUAAUGUUAUACUGUAGAUUGAUUCAAAGUGAUUUUUAAGGUGGUAGAAUUGUGUGAUUGUAGAAAUAUAAUUAAAUGCUUAUUCAAGAACUACAGAAUACCUAUUGUAAAUUAACAUUGUAGGCUAUAUCUGUAAACCAGUCAUUAAUAUGUGGAGUAUUACUCAUAAUGUCAUAUACCCCAUUUUAGAGCAAAGAUGUGGUAUGUUACCUAUAAAAGCCCCUUAUUUAACAUACAGUAUUUGCUGCUUGCAGUUAAAUACCAUUCAUACUGACAUAAAACAUUUUUUGCAGAAAAACUAGAUUUGUUUAUAAUCAAUUAUGGCUUUGCGCUUUUUCAGAAUUGAAUAUCCAACAGCAUUUUAGCAAGAGAAACUUGUGGAAGUAAUAAAUGAUUGAAAAAAAGGAAAAUAAAGAAGUCCAUGUAGCAGAAGCAAUGGCCAACAAUUUA
This is a messenger RNA of Esox lucius (northern pike), 2077 nucleotides long. RefSeq names its product zinc finger, FYVE domain containing 19 (gene zfyve19). Gene Ontology annotation, molecular function: phosphatidylinositol-3-phosphate binding; metal ion binding. Gene Ontology annotation, cellular component: centrosome; cleavage furrow; midbody. Bases 202 to 1488 code for a protein of 428 amino acids. NCBI's taxonomy places the organism in Eukaryota, Metazoa, Chordata, Actinopteri, Esociformes, Esocidae. The record is from RefSeq and is a predicted model, not a curated record. Gene Ontology annotation, biological process: abscission; mitotic cytokinesis checkpoint signaling. The transcript is spliced from 11 exons.